GGAGGUAACGCGGCGGGCUUUAGGACCCAGCGGACGGCUCUGCUCGGUACAAUAGAGCUGUUGUUGCGUGGUGGAUCCGGACCGACUGGAACCAGAUCUGAACUGAACCGGGUCACUAAAGACCCGAAUCUGACCCAGACCCGGACCCGGAGCCUCCGGUUCUCACCGCUGUAUGUUGGACGUGGAGUCCGGACUGAGAUGUGGCGGGAAUAAAGCGGAGAGCAGCGCGUGGACUGGAGGAUGUUACAGGAUGAAACGUCUCAGGUCCUCCAGCAGCAGCGACAGUUCUGACAAUGAGAGUCCCUCCACCUCCUUCUGCUCCUCCAACAAGUAUGGAGGAGGCAAACCUGGAACCUCCACCUCCAUCCCCAAGAAACCGGCUGAAGUGUUCAGAAAAGACCUGAUUAGCGCCAUGAAGCUGCCGGACUCCCACCACGUGUCCCCGGAGGACUACUACCUGCUGGCGGACACCUGGAAGCAGGAGUGGGAGAAGGGGGUCCAGGUGCUGGCGAGUCCAGACACCAUCCCACAGCCGUCAGUCAGAGUCAUCGUGGAGAAGCCCAAAGAGGUGCUCUACACCCUCCAGAGGAAGUACAUCCAGUGCUCCGGCCAGGAGUCAACAGAACCGGGUUACGUCAACAUCAAGGAGCUCGCCGAGGCCAUGUGUCGCUACGACCUGGACGACAUGGACCUUUACUGGCUGCACGCCAUCAACACUGAGCUCCACCGUAUGGGGGAGGAGCCCAUCGACGAGCUGACGAUGGAGCGCGCCAUGGAGGCCCUGGAGAGCCAGUGCCAUGACAACAUGAACCACGCCAUCGAGACGGUGGAGGGCCUGGGGAUCGAAUACGACGAGGAUGUCAUCUGCGACGUGUGCCGCUCCCCCGACAGCGAGGAAGGGAACGACAUGGUGUUCUGUGACAAGUGCAACAUCUGUGUGCACCAGGCCUGUUACGGCAUCGUCAAAGUGCCCGUGGGAAACUGGCUGUGCAGGACGUGCGUCCUCGGCAUCGACCCUCAGUGCCUCCUUUGUCCUCAGAAGGGCGGCGCCAUGAAGGCAACACGAGCCGGAACCAAGUGGGCUCAUGUGAGCUGCGCCCUGUGGAUACCAGAGGUGAGCAUCGCCUGUCCCGAGAGGAUGGAGCCCAUCACCAAAGUGUCCCACAUCCCGCCGAGCCGCUGGUCGCUCAUCUGCAGUCUGUGUAAAUGGAAGACGGGUGCUUGUAUCCAGUGCUCGGUGAAGAAUUGCACCACUCCCUUCCACGUGACGUGUGCCUUCGAGCACAGCCUGGAGAUGAAGACCAUCCUGGACGAAGGAGACGAAGUCAAGUUCAAGUCUUACUGCCUGAAGCACAGUCAGCCCAAAGCCGGGGAGUCCGGCCUGAGCCCGGCUCGCUCCAAACCCCCCGCCGAGGCCGAGAAGGUGGGCCAGCGGGCUCAGAGGCUGCGGGAGCUGCAGGAGGAGUUCUACACCCUGAUCCAGCAGGAGGAGCUGGCCCAGCUCCUGGGCCUGUCGGUCCGCCUGGUGGACUACGUCUAUCAGUACUGGAAGCUAAAGAGGAAGGCCAACUUUAACAAAGCUCUGCUGCCCCCCCGAGAGGAGGAGGAGAACCUGGUGCUGCAGCCGCAGGAGGACAGCAUCCACACCCGCAUGAGGAUGUUCAUGCACCUGAGACAGGACCUGGAGAGGGUGAGGAACUUGUGCUACAUGGUGAGUCGGAGAGAGAAGCUGAAGGUGCUACAGAGUAAAGCUCAGGAGCAGAUGUUCAACCUGCAUGUGAAGCUGGUGAACCAGGAGCUCUCUGCUGGUCUUCCGUCUUCGUCCCCGGUGGAGAGCUUGCUGUUCCGUCCUCCUCCGAGGAUAACGCUGAAGCUGAAAAUGCCCAAAUGCUCGAGUCUGGGAAACGGAAAUCCCGGUUCUAAGUCCGGUAACGGGCCGCUGUGCCCGGACAACAGCGGUAACGUGACUGAGCAUGUGGGUGAAGGUCUGGGUCAGGGGAAGCCUCAGCUGCACGGACGCGGUCGGAGAGAGGAGCACUCCAACGGGCGCCUGUCGUCGUCAUCCUCGAGCCACUCCCGCGGCCCGGCGCUGCCCGUUAAACCCACCGGCAAACCUUUAGCCCUGCAUGCGGCGCUGCACGGCCACUCGUCCAGCAGCAACGGCAAACUGGACCAGGACCGGGGGAAAUCUAACGGCCUCUUGGAGAAGCUGGUGGCUCAGAAGGACAGUUCCUGCCAGACGCCCAGCGACCAGGACGCUUCAAAUCAGGUUUUGGACAAGAGCAGCUUCCGCAAGUCGGCCAUGGAGCACUUCGGCAGGUCCUUCAAAGAGGCGACCAUCAACCUGGUACGGACCACGGAGGACCUGCGGGCCUCCGACAAACUGUCCCGAAAGGGCUCCGCCAAGGAGAGACUGUGGGCCAAACCGGCGUCUGAACACAAAGUGAAGAGGUCGUACCAGGACAGCGAUGGCUACUGUCCAGACCUGGAGCUCAGCGACUCGGAGCCGGAGUCCAAAGGGAGGCACCGGCGGCACCAGGUGGGCCUGCCUCCUCAGCCGGACGCCCCGGGGAAAGGGGUCAGUCGUGGGAAACAGUCGCUGGGCUCCAGACACCCGGUGCAGAGGUGACAGAUGUUUGUUUACUCCGCUCACUGCCGCCGCCGCUCUCCUCCUGACCUCGUGGCGGUCUUCCCAAGUGCCAGGCCGUCUCUGUGAACUCUCUAUCAGGGACCAGACCCAGACCCAGACCCAGCGCUGAUGAUGCUGCUGUAGUGGAUGCAGAAGAUGCAUGAAGGGUAUUGUCACCCAGUGGGAUUCAUUAAGAGGAACUGAUCUGAGAUCAUCACGUGGCUAAAAUUACAUUUUGUACUCUGCUGCACAACUUUGUAUUAAACACAAUCAGACUAGAACUGCUGUACAGAACAUGUUGAAACUGGGAUGUAAAUAAUGUUAGACUGGAUCGCACACAUGACUCCACUUUAUUCAGACUCCUGAAGUUAAAUCCAAACUUGUGAAUUCGAGCAUCUUUCUGACACACCGUCUGUCACAGUUCACCUGUUUUCCAUCAGGUGAGAAACUGACCUGUUUUUACAUUAAUGUCCAGUAGUGAGGUCACGUUGUUAUGAACAGAAAUGCCUUUUUAUGUGUGUGUAGGAACACAGUUUCACACUGUUAGCACCUGUCUGCUUUAUGUGACAGGUGACGGUUCGUUGAGUCCUGGUUAGACAAAAGGAUCAUGUGUGUAACAAGUAAUGACAUCCCCCAGAAACGUAGUUGAGUACAGAUGUGUAACUGAUGAUUGCCUUUAAUUACUGGCCUCAGAUCGUCACAUGAUCAGCCUUCAUCAUCAUCAUCAUCAUCACUGACUCAUUAACUGAAAUGUUAUUUGUGUCACUUUGUUUUGAUAAUAAAUAAUAAGCUGGAAUAUCUGGUUUACUGGAGACUGUUAGGAUUCUUUUAGUGAUGUGUUAACUUUGUAUUGACCAAUUUUUUUAUUUUAUUUUAAAAAGGUGUCUUCAUAAAAACAUAAAAUUAACAAAAUUUUAAAUAAGAACAAAUAAAUAAUCUGACCUUU
This is a messenger RNA of Sebastes umbrosus (honeycomb rockfish), 3575 nucleotides long. RefSeq names its product jade family PHD finger 3 (gene jade3). NCBI's taxonomy places the organism in Eukaryota, Metazoa, Chordata, Actinopteri, Perciformes, Sebastidae. The transcript has 11 exons. Gene Ontology annotation, biological process: regulation of transcription by RNA polymerase II. Bases 173 to 2629 code for a protein of 818 amino acids. The record is from RefSeq and is a predicted model, not a curated record. Gene Ontology annotation, cellular component: histone acetyltransferase complex.